This is a messenger RNA of Perkinsus marinus ATCC 50983, 570 nucleotides long. RefSeq lists its product as hypothetical. Lineage: Eukaryota; Perkinsozoa; Perkinsida; Perkinsidae. The transcript has a single exon. The coding region runs from base 1 to 570 and encodes 189 amino acids. The record is from RefSeq and is a predicted model, not a curated record.
AUGGCUCCAGGUUUCUCCACUGCUGUAUUCAUCGUCCUUAGUGCCCUCACGGAUAUCACUUACGUGAUGGGCAAUACCGCCGAGUGCGACGCUGACUGUGCUGUCACUUACCCCGGGUCAUAUUGUAAAUACUGGCAGACCCCCAGUACUUGCUUUGGCUCGGACGACCCGUGUUCCUGCGGCACGAGCACAACGACUGAAGCCCCUCGCGACUGCGACGCUGGCUGUGCCUCGGAUACCCCUGGCUCCUACUGCAAGCAUUGGGAUACACCCAGCGUCUGCCAUAUAUCCAAUGUGCCGUGCAUUUGCGAGGUUGCUACCACUACCACGUCCCCUGGUGAGAGCACCGAUGAGACCACCACCGUCGAGGAGGGCACGACUACCGGUACCGAGGCAACUACCACGGCUACCACUACCGCUUAUACCACCGAGGUGGUCAGUACGGCCGUGGUGACGACUACGACAGGUCUACCGGUCACGACUACCGAUGCCGCUACCACCGUUGAGGUCACCACUGCAGCUCUCCCUACUACGAUUGACGCUCAGACUACUCUCAGUCCGAGCACGUAG